Phragmites australis (common reed) is the source of this 1118-nucleotide messenger RNA. Its product is annotated as tRNA (guanine-N(7)-)-methyltransferase-like. Gene Ontology annotation, cellular component: tRNA methyltransferase complex. The transcript is spliced from 2 exons. Gene Ontology annotation, molecular function: tRNA (guanine(46)-N7)-methyltransferase activity. Gene Ontology annotation, biological process: RNA (guanine-N7)-methylation; tRNA methylation. Bases 130 to 924 code for a protein of 264 amino acids. Lineage: Eukaryota; Viridiplantae; Streptophyta; Magnoliopsida; Poales; Poaceae. The record is from RefSeq and is a predicted model, not a curated record.
ACCGCCGGUCCCGCCCCCUCCGCCCCACCCCAAACCCUCCCGCCGCACGCCAGCCGGGCUCGCGGUGCCGUCGGGGACUCCUCCCCACCCCUCCGCUCUCACCCGGCUCGUCCCCUACUCGUUCGCCCGAUGACGAGGAGCAACGGAGCGAGCGGCAGCGGCGGCAGGCAGCAGCAGCAGGCGUCGGCGGGGAAGCUCCCCCGGAAGCGCUUCUACCGCGCCCGGGCGCACAGCAACCCGCUCAGCGACUCUCACUUCCCGGUCCCGGUAUCACCGGACGAGUUCGGCCUGUCGCAGCACUACCCGCGGUACUUCCCGGCCGACAAAGGUGGCGGCGAGGAGGCGCCGCCGCCGCCGCGGAUCCGCUUCGCGGACGUGGGGUGCGGGUUCGGAGGGUUGCUCGUUGGCCUCUCGACCCUGUUCCCGGACACGCUCAUGAUCGGCAUGGAGCUGAGGGAUAAGGUAACUGAGUAUGUCAAAGAGAGAAUUUUAGCUUUAAGAGCAUCAAACCCAGGACAGUAUGACAACAUAUCUGUUGUGCGCACCAAUUCGAUGAAAUACAUCCCAAACUACUUUAGGAAGGCUCAGCUCUCCAAGAUGUUCUUCCUGUUCCCUGAUCCUCACUUCAAGGAGAAGAACCACCGAAGGAGGGUUAUCAGCAUGCAGUUACUUGAUGAGUAUGCUUAUGUGAUGGAAGCGGGAGGAAUCAUAUAUACUAUUACUGAUGUAGAGGAACUUGGAGAAUGGAUGCGGUCAUGUCUGGAGAAACACCCACUAUUUGAAGCUGUUCCGGGUGAAGAGAUAAAAGCCGAUCCAGUUGUCAAAUUACUGUCUACUGCAACUGAAGAAGGCCAGAAGGUCGCUAGAAAUGGAGGGCAAAUUUUCCCGGCCAUCUUCAGGCGCAUCUCCUUACAAGAAGAAUAGGCCACUUUGGAGGUUACUAGGUCCUGGUGCGCUUCCCUAGAUUGUGUUACAUGUAUGUGUCAUUUCGAUAUAUUUGCGUAGCAUAAUUUUUGCUGUUGAAGGUGUAUCGAUUACUACUUUCCAUUGUUCUGCGGACCAAAAUGUUGGCUCUAGAUUACGAGACCACAUGGGUGUCUGAGCUCCUUGUUACCUUU